Saccoglossus kowalevskii is the source of this 610-nucleotide messenger RNA. RefSeq lists its product as uncharacterized. The record is from RefSeq and is a predicted model, not a curated record. Gene Ontology annotation, molecular function: cell adhesion molecule binding. NCBI's taxonomy places the organism in Eukaryota, Metazoa, Hemichordata, Enteropneusta, Harrimaniidae. Gene Ontology annotation, cellular component: cell-cell junction; plasma membrane. Gene Ontology annotation, biological process: cell-cell adhesion.
AUGUUGACUGGAAAUCGAGCAUUGGCAUAUGGUUAUUGUGUGUUAACUAUUGGUGCUACAAUCUGUUAUAGUUUCGAUGUUGUUGGACCGACAGAUAUUGAUAUUCUACUAGGAGAAGAUGCUACUCUGAAUUGUGUCAUCACAGACUUUGCUGGUAGCGUGGGAAAGUGGUCUAAAGUUAAUGACGCUGAUGAGAUAUUUAUUGCACUCAGCUCUGGAGGGUACAUAGGCACUGGUCACGACUCUACAAAACACUCUGACUGGAGUGUGGCUACUACUGGUACAAACAACUAUGAUUUAAAGAUACCCAAUGUAGAUAUCAACGAUGAUGGAUGUUAUUUUUGUGGGAUUGGAACUGCUGACGCCAGCAGUAUGUCAAACACAUGUGGUAAUGUUAGAAUUAUAGUGCCACUGUCAAGUCGGCCAGUGUUCACUAACUAUAACCAUAGGGAUACAGUAAUGGUGACUAGGAAUGCCAUGACCACGUUUAUCUGCACUACUUCAGGAACUAAACCAGCAUCGACUAUAGAAUGGUAUAUUGGUAGUACACAGAUAACAAAUGGUAUAACAACAAGUGACACAUCGAGUAAUGGUUUAUAUGACACUACAA